AUGCCCCAAGGAAUCCUUGGGUAUCUCAGUGCGAGUCGUAUAGCCAAUGGAUUCCAACAUUUACUACCUAACUCUAGUCUAACGGAGGAGUUUGACUAUGCCAGCGGGGCAGCUGAUGGGCACGGACAAAUAAUUCUCUUUUGGCGUGAUCAAUGCCCAAAACUCCCUCCAGUAUUAGCAGACUUGCCGAUAUUCUCUCUCAAGGAAUCUGAGUAUGACCCUAACAAUUUCGUGCUCGAAAAUGAUACGCUGGGAAUUAGAUCUGGAGUCAACCCGGACACCGUGAACUUUGGCACAAUUGGCUUUAUCAUAACGCUGGAUACGGGAUUGGAAACAAAGCAUGCCAUUGGAACAGUUGGCCAUGUUCUCGGUGACACAGGGAGGACACUUUAUGUUAAUAUCGAUGGGAUCCCCGUGACGCUAACAACAGUCAACCAGUUUGAACGCAUUGGUGGAAGACCGGUCGCUAGAAGCCGUUGGCGGAUAUACCGCUCCGCUCUCGAUGAGAUCUGCCUCCUUGAUAUACCCUCUACCAUUGCCGAUAUUCCUCUCCCUUGUGUACUAGGAGAAGUGAACUGCCAUGCAAUCCUUGGGCUCUCACCAGGUGCUCAUGCUAUAAGGAGUCCUUCUACUAUAGAUCCGGAUGGACUUAGGGAAUGGUUACGAGUGAAUGGCCCCUUACUGUCUACGGAGGGCCUUUUGACGAAUACUCGUGAGGACACUCAUGGUCACUCGCAGGUAUUACCACGGCCUACGCUGGCUGGCUGGUCCUCAUCCUUGUCGUCUUCGCUCUCGUCAAUGGGCUCCUCUUUGUCCACCCCUGAGCAGGGCGAGAGUAGGACCUUCUACAUGUCUGUAAAAUGGACAGCCCCAGACGACCCAUUCUCUGCCCCAGGAGACUCAGGAAGACUUGUCUUCGCCUUGUCCGAUAAUAAUUUCGUGCCCUUAGGCAUACCUUACGGAGCAGAUGGUGAUGUGAGCCGUAAAUUGAGACUAUACUCGACUGUGAUGCAUACUUUUGCGACCCGACUCAAUGCCAGCUAG
Messenger RNA from Nannizzia gypsea CBS 118893, 1044 nucleotides. RefSeq lists its product as hypothetical. The transcript has 4 exons. The coding region runs from base 1 to 1044 and encodes 347 amino acids. The record is from RefSeq and is a predicted model, not a curated record. Lineage: Eukaryota; Fungi; Ascomycota; Eurotiomycetes; Onygenales; Arthrodermataceae.